Messenger RNA from Rosa chinensis, 1329 nucleotides. RefSeq lists its product as uncharacterized. The transcript is spliced from 4 exons. Bases 1 to 1329 code for a protein of 442 amino acids. The record is from RefSeq and is a predicted model, not a curated record. Lineage: Eukaryota; Viridiplantae; Streptophyta; Magnoliopsida; Rosales; Rosaceae.
AUGGAUGAAGAUGAUUACCUCACUGAGGCAUUUAGGACUGAAGUUCAAAAGUCUUGUCGAAUGAGUGGGCUAGUUACAUUCAAUUUGUUGGGAUGUGAUUGGAAUGUUCGUGGUUAUGUAUCUCCUGCAAAUGGAUGCUUUAUAAUUGGUGAGUUGAACAAUGUCCACUCUUGCAAAGGUGUUCUUCGGAAGCAAAAACAUGAGCUUUUGGGAUCGAAAAUUGUCAAGACAUGUAUUGAAGAGGACAUUAGCUAUAACUUAUCAUUGAAGUCGAGAGAAAUUAUCAGCAAGUUCAAGUUAGCUUAUGGGUUUGAUAUAUCGUACAAGGUUGCUUGGAAAGCAAAGAAGAAGGUUAGGGAAAUGAAUUAUGGUUCUGAGGAUGAUUCGUUUAACAAGUUAACAAGGUAUAAGGAAGCUGUAUUUGAGAGUAACUCGGGAUCUUCGUUUGUUUUGGAAGGCGAUCCAUCGAGCAAUCGGUUUCAGAGGCUUUUCCUAGCUUAUGCAGGCUGCAUUAAAGGCUUUGAAUUUUGUCUUCAUGUCUUGUUUGUCGAUGGGACUUUUGGGAAGAGUGUCUACAAGGGGCAGAUACUUUGUGCAACUGAAAAGAAUGGAAAUCAUGGGUCUCCUGUUUUGAAAGAUGAUGUUAAAAAGAAGUUUUUUAAGUUGGCAUAUUCAUGCACUGAAAAGGAAUAUCAUUUUCAUUUAAGAGAGUUGAGAGAAGUUAGUGGGGCUGAUAUUGUAGAUCCAUUUCUUGCUGAUUUACCUCUUCAAAAUUGGUGCCGCGCAUUUUUCCCUGGAUGUUGUUAUGGAAUUAUGGCUAAUAGUGUAGCUGAAUCUUUUAAUGCUUGGUUUGCUGUUGAGCGUGAUAUGCCAGUAUACACUACGCUUGAUCAGACUCGAAUUAAGGUGAUGCAGAUGAUGGGCGAUAGGAGAGACGAGGCGCAACUUUGGACCUCGCAACUUACUCCUGUUAUGGAGUGUCGUUUGAAAGAAGGUAUAGAGAAAGUUUGCCAUUUCAAUGUGCAUUACUCCCAUGCAAAUGUUUAUGAAGUGAGAUCGAAAGUAUUCUUAUGUUGUGGACCUUGGAACUCUGUCAUGCUCGUGAAGUGCUAUGAUUUUCCAAUUUAUCCAAUUUCUAAUGUUGAUAUGGCUUCUUCGGAAUCUGCUAGCAAUGACUUCAUACUUUCUUCAAAUGCAAAGAGGCCUCCCGGGAGGCCUAGGCUGAAGAGGUUCAAGUCUGGAGGAGGGUGUGAAAAGAAGCUUAUUCAUUGCGGCCGAUGUGGCAAAAUGGGACAGCAUAACAAGAAUACCUGCACUGAACCUAUUUGA